AAUUUCACCGAUUUUUUGCUUGCAGCCAUGUUUCGGUGAUUUUUUUCGCCGAUUUUAACAGAAAUUUGGCGAAAUUUCUCCCGUCGACAUUUCGCCCCCCUCUUUCGUAUCGCCGGCCACCGAAACCCGAAAUUUCGGCGAAAUUUCCGCGAAAAAAAUGGAAACUUUCAUCCUUGUCCUCUGGUUUAUUCGUCCUCUUGAGUCUCCCACAGCCCCUGAGCCAUGGCGGAACAGACGGAAAAGGCGUUCUUGAAGCAGCCCAAGGUGUUUCUAUAACCGCCGCCGGCAUAUUGCAGUUCGGCGACCGAAGUCAGUGGAAGGAUUCUCGACUCCUGAUACCAUAGCCUUAGUCUACCUACUUGGGGUCCGGUCCAGGCUCAGCCCAUUAUCAUCUGUAUUAGAGUUCAGUACGUUCGCAGCACAAGAAGCCGGGGUCUCUAUUUACACAGAAGCAUUCAAUCAUUUCUUUUCCCAACGCUGCGUUUCAAUCUCUGAAUUCGAGGAUGGUGGGUCUAUCUGUUGGUGAGAAGCAUUUCAUACAGGGUGGCAUUGCUCAAGACCUUCGUACUGAUGGUCGAAGAAGGUUAACAUAUCGACCUUUCAAUGUAGAAACUGGAGUCAUCCCACAGGCUAAUGGAUCAGCAAGAGUCAGGUUGGGUGGAACUGAUGUUAUUGCCAGUGUGAAGGCUGAACUUGGAAAACCAAGCCCAUCACAACCUGACAAGGGAAAGGUCAAUAUAUACGUGGAUUGCAGUCCCACGGCUGCACCAAUGUUUGAGGGCAGAGGAGGGGAGGAAUUGUCAACAGAACUUUCAGGUGCUCUUCAGCAUUGUCUCCUUGGUGGUAAAAGUGGAGCAGGGGCUGGAAUUGAUCUCUCAUCUCUGGUAGUUGUGGAAGGAAAGGUUUGUUGGGAUCUCUAUAUUGAUGGCCUUGUGGUUAGUUCUGAUGGAAAUCUGCUGGAUGCCUUAGGUGCUGCCAUUAAGGCUGCUCUGACCAACACGGGCAUCCCAAAAGUCGAAGUUGCCGUUGGUGCAUCUGGGGAUGGCCUACCAGAGGUUGAUAUAAGUGAUGAUGAAUAUUUACAGUUUGACACCUCUGGGGUCCCUGUCAUAGUUACCUUAACAAAGGUUGGUAGGCAUUAUAUUGUAGAUGCAACUUUAGAAGAGGAAUCCCAAAUGAGCUCAGCAGUUUCUGUUUCAGUGAGCGGGCAAGGCCGCAUAUGUGGGCUGAUCAAACGAGGGGGUGCAGGUCUAGAUCCAAGCGUUAUUCUUGAUAUGAUAUCUGUGGCAAAACAUGUAAGUGAACAGCUUAUGAAUAAAUUGGAUUCUGAGAUAUCUGCUGCAGAAGCCUGUGAAGAAGAGUCAUGACUACCUUGGAACUCCUGAUAUCACUCAACCUAGCUCUAUACAAAACUGUAGUUGGAUGCAGAAUUUGUUGUACACUAACAAACUAACCGAAUUACCAGAGUAGCAUUCUGUAUUCUUAUUUACAAAAGUUGUUCACAUUUUUCUUAGCACAUGAAUGGGAAUACGCAUGCAGGUUUUUUUUUGUUUGAAGUACUUUGUAGUCAUUAUGUUUGUCUUCUCACUUGUUAGUACUAUUUUGUUCUCA
Molecule: messenger RNA, 1611 nt
Organism: Vitis riparia (riverbank grape)
Lineage: Eukaryota; Viridiplantae; Streptophyta; Magnoliopsida; Vitales; Vitaceae
Product: exosome complex component RRP42
Exons: 11
Coding region: 504-1367 (287 amino acids)
Biological process (GO): nuclear polyadenylation-dependent rRNA catabolic process; nuclear mRNA surveillance; U4 snRNA 3'-end processing
Cellular component (GO): nuclear exosome (RNase complex); cytoplasmic exosome (RNase complex)
Source: RefSeq, a predicted model, not a curated record